UAUUCCGGAAGGUUCUGUUUUCUUCUCCGUUUUCCGUACAGAUUUAAACUGAAUCCAGAUUCGAACAAUCGAACUUCGAAAUUUCUGCUGCAGCUCUAUCUUUGAAGUAUUUGCAACUACAAGGUGAAAUGGAAACUGGAGAGUACAGUGAGACGGUGAAGCGCAUGAAACCUUCAAUGGAUAGCGUGGCUGCGGAUGAUAGUAAUGCAAUUGUGAGGGCUUCAGGGGAAGACACUGAGGGUGAGGGCAACACCAUUGUUGGCUCUGAGCAAAUGCUGGUGGAGAUUGCUCACAUUCAUGAGAAGAUUAAUCGCUUUACUCAGCUGGUGUCUGAGCUGCUGGAAUCAGGGAAGUCAAUGCUGGAGGAUAUUAGUAAAGAAUUUGAAGAAAGAUUAUUUCAAAUCCACAAGGAACAGAUGGCUAAGUGGGAGGAGGAGAUUCAGGAACUACAGUUGCUUGAUGCCUCAAAUGAGGAGACUAAUGCUGUUUUGCACAAUGCUAGAUGUCUACUUCAGAAUGUUCCUGGUCAAUCUUGAAGGUGCAGUUAGUAUCAAAAUUGAAUGGCGUAUUCUGACUUGUGGAACUGAUGAAUCUACAGAGAAUGAAAGUUCUGCAAAUUUGUUUUGUUGUUUUCUGAUACUUGUGAAUAACUCUUAUCUUCUGUUUUGGGGUUUUAAUCUAGAAGCGAAGAAUGUUUCAAAUAGGUUUUUAGACAGCAGAAUCUAGAUACAUCAUGAGGCUUGGUAUUUGAUUUUAUUAAUGCAUGUGGUGACACUGAUCAUGUCCCACUUUUGCUUCAGUCAUUUUCUAAGGCACAUUAAACAUCUACUCUGAAGUUCUAAAAUUUUUUCACGUGCCAAUUCAGAACAUUUGAUGAACUUGAUGCUUCUUGUCAC
Messenger RNA from Coffea eugenioides, 896 nucleotides. RefSeq lists its product as uncharacterized. The transcript has 6 exons. The record is from RefSeq and is a predicted model, not a curated record. NCBI's taxonomy places the organism in Eukaryota, Viridiplantae, Streptophyta, Magnoliopsida, Gentianales, Rubiaceae. The coding region runs from base 129 to 536 and encodes 135 amino acids.